Molecule: messenger RNA, 548 nt
Organism: Trifolium pratense (red clover)
Lineage: Eukaryota; Viridiplantae; Streptophyta; Magnoliopsida; Fabales; Fabaceae
Product: cytochrome b-c1 complex subunit 6-1, mitochondrial
Exons: 4
Coding region: 155-364 (69 amino acids)
Biological process (GO): mitochondrial electron transport, ubiquinol to cytochrome c
Source: RefSeq, a predicted model, not a curated record
UUUAUUUUUUGAUAAUUUAUUUUAUUUUAUUCCUCUCUCUUCCCACAUCAUUUUUCAUUAUAGUUGAUCGAAAAUAACGACUGCGCAAUACCCAAACGAAAACGCAACACCGCCGACCACCUGAUCUCUCUGCAACUUCUCUCCACACUCCGCCAUGGCUGACGAGGAACCUGUUGAUCAGAAGAGACUUCUUGAAGAGUCUUGCAAACCAAAAUGUGUGCGACCUUUACUUGAAUAUCAGGCAUGCAUUAAAAGGAUACAAGGUGAUGAUUCUGGGCAAAAACACUGCACUGGACAAUAUUUUGAUUAUUGGUACUGUGUUGACAAAUGUGUUGCACCAAAGCUAUUCACCAAACUGAAGUAAUAGGGGAGAAUAUUUUGGUAUUAUAAUAUCGUUCUGUUUUAUCUUCGUUCCCAAAAACUACUCCUAAACAUAUAUGAUUUUGUAACCAAAACUCAUGCCCUGUAUGGUUUUCAUUUUGUUUAUUAUUGGGAAUUUUUGAUCCCAUGGAGACAUUGGGUGAUAAUUAAUAAUUAUGUGUUUGGAA